Messenger RNA from Pocillopora verrucosa, 2214 nucleotides. RefSeq lists its product as uncharacterized. Gene Ontology annotation, cellular component: cytoplasm. NCBI's taxonomy places the organism in Eukaryota, Metazoa, Cnidaria, Anthozoa, Scleractinia, Pocilloporidae. The record is from RefSeq and is a predicted model, not a curated record. Gene Ontology annotation, molecular function: glycosyltransferase activity.
CCAUGAUUGCCUGUCGCAAUUAAAACAGUUCUCAGUUCGUGUCGCCUCUUUGCCGGUGGAUGAACCAACCACUCAAUUUUUUGUAUUGCAACCAGAAAAGAAAACAUUCUUUGAGAGUUUGACAACGUUAAUUGUGCAAGCACAGGAGUAACUGCCUCUCACGGCUGCAAACACCAAGAUGUCCCGUUCAAAAACUCUCCUUCGAGAGAUAAUUGACUCUAACCACCGAAAACUAAACAGACACUCGCGCUUUGCUCCUCCGAAGACAAACACUCUUAAACACCUGCAGAACGAGUUCAGAAAAACAAUUCCCCGCCCACGAUAUGCAUUUGUCACGUUGGUGAUGUGUGGUGACGAUUAUGUUAAAGGAGCACUAACCUUGGCUUGGUCUCUAAGGCAACAGAAAACAAUGCACGAACUGAUAGUCAUGGUUACGCCUGACGUCAGCGUUUCAGCGAUGAAGCUACUGCGCAAACUCUAUGAUCGCGUAAUCAAGGUGCAGUACAUUAAAACCAGAGUAAAAAGUGCCCUGAGAGGGAAAAAGUACCGAAGCGAACAUAAAUGGAUAGAAUUCAGUUUGACAAAAGCGCGCAUGUUAAAACUCACAGAAUAUGACAAAAUAGUUUGGUUGGAUGCAGAUUCGCUUGUUCUCAACAAUAUCGACCACCUCUUUGACCUUUCAACUCCAGCUGGUGUGUGCUCCAGCAUCAGAAAUCAUGAUUAUUGGCAUGGCUCUAAGAUACCCGAGUUAGAAAUCGAAAGCGCUGUUGAGAACAAUUAUGGUGUCCAUGGAUGCAUCAUGGUGCUGACACCAAAUUUAGAUCAUUACCUGUUGGCAAGUUCUCUGCCUCAAGUUGGAACCACUGCUAACUUUGUCGGACCUGAUGAAUUUUUCUUCACGCAGUUGUACAAGACUGAGUGGCAUCAUAUCCACAUCAAGUACGCAUGUACAAAGUGGUUUUACGAAAUGCGAGACGUAAAACCGAAUGUGAUUCAUUUCUUUGGCGACAAACCAUGGGAGGACGAGAGCGACUGGGACGGAGUAAGAAAGUGGAGGGAAGCAGCGCAAGGCAUGGUACGAGUCUGUCCUAAAAUGUCGGAUUUGUUCGUGACACUAGGUCAGCCGAGUUCUCGACGAAGUCACCACGAAGUAAGGUUCUCAGCAAGUUGUGAAGUAUCCGGAGUAAGGACGCAAAGUUCAACGCCGCCUAAAUUGCGUUUCGGGAACUCUUGAAAACGUCAAGAUAGCAUUAUCGUCUUAUUUCGCCAAAACAAGAUAUCGUAUAAAUACUGGUUUACCUCGCAAAUUCAGAGGGACAGAUGGUACAUAUCAAGCUGAUAUGUAGUUAGCACCAUAUUAUCUUACCAAUGUUGCCCUUGAGUCACACAUCAAGGUCACAAGAAUAGGAAAAUGAUAACCUACUUAAGUUGAUUGUUAAACAAAUGCUCCUUGUCAGCACAUUAGAAAUGUUAGAAGAGAGUAUUAGGGAGAAUAUAAAUACUGAUCUCUGGGCUUAAAGGGUUAAAGCCUGUCACAAAUACACCUAGUAAUGGCCCAGUUAACCAUCGAGUUUUUUCACGCUUAGUUCUAAGGCAUCGGAGCGCGAGAAUCCAAACAAUUGAAGGUCUGGAGUUCGAAACCUCGAAAGGGAUUAAAAGUUUUCCUUUGUCACACGCUUCCGACACGACAAAUAAAGUCUUUCUAUAAUGAAAAUUAAAGAAGUUACUGUCAGUCUAGCUAAGGAGAGCUUGUCGAUUGACUGUUGUAAAACCAAACCAAAGUACCAGUUAGCACAACAGCGAAUCAGAAAAAAGAAAAGUCCCAAGUUAUCGAUGAGAACUGAAGUAAAAUCCAGUAAAUUGCCCAAGUAGCGAUUGGGUUUAGUUAUGAAUCUGAUUCAUUGCAAGGGAGAGGCGAAUUUUCUGAACCAAUCACAGAAUGAAGUAAAGAACACAUAAUGCAAUCACGUUCGAUACUAAAAAUUCUCUGACUGUCGAGAUCUCUUUAGCCGUUUUCCAGUGCGUACCCUAAACAAGAAAGACAUUCAGUGUACCGUCUCAAGUGAAUUCUUUAUAUUCAGCCUACUUUUUGAGAACUUUUAACCUAUAUAAAUAUAUAUUGACAACUUUAAACGUUUAACCAUGUAUGCUCCAUCUCGAAAGCUUGGAAGAAAUAUGUUCUCUAUUCAAUAUUCUCCCUGUUCGGUGUUGGUG